AACACUUUGAGCAGCACCGAGGAGCGGGACAGGGUGCGCUGCCUUUUCUUUUUCUAACCGCAACUUGGGAAUUCCUGUGAACUACAACAAAAAAAGAAAAAGAAAAAAAGAAAAGAAAAAAAAAACAGGAAAAAAAAAGAGCCGUGAAACUUGUGAGGGACGGAGGACGACUUGUCGGGUCAGCAUGGCAUCUCUGAUGAACUCAGCGUGCCUCCUCUUCUUGCCUGUUGCUUUGCUGCUGGUGCUGGGCCCGUGUCCUGGUGCAGAAGCCAGGAAGUGUAACUCCAUCUAUAAGGGUUUCGCUCAGUGUCUGAUGGCUCUGGGCGACAGUCUGACGGACAGCGCCCGCAAGGAUGAAGACACACACGAGAUACACUCCAUCUGCAGGUCGUGGGAUCAGUUCCAUGACUGCGCCAACAUGGCGAUGGCUGGCUGUCCAGACGAGGCGGCAGCUGUCUGGGAAUCUCUCCGCCAGGAAUCCAAGAAGAUGCAGUUCUCAGGAAACCUCUACGACAUGUGCUCCAACCGCAACAACCACCCAGUGGCCUCGGUUUCCCCGCGUGGCUCAUCCAACCAGGAAGAGAUCAACCAGGAGUCUCUAAGAGGGCGCGCUGAUCAUCUGGCAGGCUGCCUCCACCUUCUCGUGCUACUGUCUCCUCUGCUGCUGCUGCUGUUUUGGAUAUAACUACCCCAAAAGAAAUGGAACUGGUGUGAAUAGAUAUAAACUCUGUGUUUUUUUUUUGUUUUUUUUUUCUUUUCUCUCCACAUGUCCAUAGACUUUCCACAGUUCUCUUUCCUAUACUCUGCCAGAGGUUGAGUAUUUCUAAACUGCAUGUCAGAGACCCAGCAGUCUUUUUGAUAAUCUAUCUUUAAACUGCCUGUGUCUUUUAAUGCAUAUUCUGCCUUUCAGUCAGUCUCUCAGACACACACAAGAAACACAACUGCGAUCCAAACAGACCUGUAAACACAUACAUAGUUAAACAGAUGCAUACAGCAGCCAUGUGCCAUCUGUCUGUAUCUCCUAUCCCCCUACAUUACAUUAUCCGCUGGUUCCAGGGGGGAGUCGGUCUUUAUGAGAGAACUAAGAGAGAAACGGUGAGGUCCAACCUUAUAAACCUGAAAACUGUGAUAAAAAAGCCCAAUGUCACAACUAGCUUAGUACAAUCACGUCUCAGCUUUACAGUGUGAAGCACUGGAUACGUAAAGCAUACCUGGUUUGCAAGAUAUCUUUAAAUCUGUCUCAGUGGGUGCGCUGUGCUGCAGUAAGUCCACAACUGGCUUAACGUUAAUUUCUCUUUUCAGCUUGUUCUCCGAGCGCAGCCUAUGUCGAAGCCCGUCGCUUCAAUGUCCAAACAUGUCAGCUAAGACCUAAAACUUUAAGAAUAGUUUUUAUUGUAUAGUAAAUUCGACCUGUCUGCUUCAGUUUGUGGAUAGUUUAAUUUGCUGAACUCGGAGAGAUUUGUAUCCAUUCUUUCUCAUAUUCUCUUUUUCAAAUCAAAUCCCACAUUAGAUGAAAUCCCUCUCAAAAUUAUGCUCUACAUGUAUCUCCCAUCUCAGUCAGGACUUUUUCACAUUGCCGAAGCUUAAGAUGCUCCUAUGAUAUUUAGCUCCUGUACCUUUAAGGCCCUACUCCAGAAUACUGAAUAAAAGUGUCCUCUGAAUGGUCAGCGCACACAUGCCUGAAUCACCUCUGUAAAUGACAAAAGAGCAGCUGUGCUAAAUCAGUUCUUACAUGCCAAGCAUAAAUUAUGCAACUCUGUGAUGUAGUGUGAUGUCACAAAGUCACGGAGGGACUGCUGGCGAGGCGUUUCAGGAGCUGUGUUUUCUGUGGGAGAGAGGAGCUUCUGUUGUUACUGACUAUGACCUAUUUAACUUUCAACAUUGUUUACAUGCACAAGGACAUAAUCAACACAGAAGGAGAGGAAAAAUAUGAAAAAGAAGAAUAGAGCUUCUUUAAACAGCUUGAACAAAUCAUCCACAAGGUUGUCUAGGCCAGAGAGAGUGCCAGGGUGAGGGUCUCAUUUUUUACACCAUGUUACCAUCUGCUCACAUAUGAACAGUAAUAAACAAUAUCUAUAAAUUGAUCCAAUAUUGCAACAUAGAGCAAGAGGAACGUUAAAUAAUAAUGGCUCUUCAAGAACUUUGAAGAAAGCUAAAAUGCAUUGUGUAAGUGGCAAUCAACUUAGAUAACUGUGCUUAACUUAAUAUUAUUUAUCUUGAGUCACUCUAGAAACCUUUAACCUCUAAGAUACAACAAAAAAUGAUGACCAGAAAGUUUUAGGCUACAGACCCUUUAACACUCUAUAUAAGAACUAGUCUGAUGAAUACGCUCCUUAACCUCUAAAUUAAGAGACGCACCUGGAACAGGUAAAAGGAGUGUUACUUCAGUUAUGAGGCAAAAAUUAACAAAAAUAAACUAAUGUAUUGUAUCACAGGUUUUCCUAUUAAACCUCACAUUUUGCAACCAAUUAAGUAGCUUUCCUGUGCUUUUCUUUUUAGUUUUAAGUGACCAAAACCACACUAUGUACUAGUCGAUAAUCAUGCUACGAUAACUUGAAGAAAAGAUGCGUCAGAAAUACAAUCGCUGCAGGUCGAUGCUUGUGAAUGUAGACACCGAAAACUUAAGCAAGAGCACAAAACCAAACGGAGCAGUACCUGUUUUCCAAAGUGAUCAAGUCCUUCAGAGAAGAUCAGCAGCCCAUAUGUAUCUGUCAGCAGGGGGGAAUAUUCACAGAGCUUAGUGGUUACCCAGCACCACUAGAUGAAUUCUGAGCCUGGGGUGCCUCCGUUAGCAUAGUUUAAAUUCAAUAUAUUAAAUUAUGUUUGCAUUUUAGCAGAUAAGCUAAACCCUAAAGUACAUGCAAUUAACAAACUGCACAUAGUAGUAGAACGUGAAGCUGCUGCGGUUCCAAUAAUCGAAAUUUCAUGUUUGCAACAAAGUUCUAGUGAAACUUUGUAAAUUCAGAGGGAUAGCAUUAGCCUGCUUAUCCCCUUUCUUGACUCUAGGCCUAUUUCAUUCAUUCACGAUUGGUUGCUUAGUUGGCAAAGAAAUGAGUCAGUUAUCACAAACAAAUCCAAACUGUCUCUGUACACCUUCGGACCUCCACACAAACACAUUCACCUGUUAGUCCUUCUUGCUCUCUUUUCUUGCAUCUCACACAUGCUCUCUCUCUGCAUGUCCCUGUGUGUUGGUUGACUUGACAAGCAAAGGCCUUUGACUCAGAUCACUUCUCCAAAAAGAAACUCAAUCACAUUAGUAACAAUCACCAGAAAUGAAGUAGAUAUGACUCUUUAACAUUCUUGAAUCUUUUUGGGUUUUUUUUUUUUUUACAAUUUUUGCCAAUUUCUUAUCCAUGAACUCGUGAACGUUUUACAACACAAUGACAAAUGUACUCCAACCGCUCUUUUUAAACCAAUGCCGUUUAUUUAUCUAUUUAUUGUGGACAACUCUUUAUCCAUGCAUAUUUUUCGCUGGGCCAUUCCAAGUUCAAUCUCAAGGUUUUCAAUUCUUCAUUCAAGGAUUCUACACAGAAUCCUGGCUCAAUACAGUGUACAAAUACUCGUCAUUUGGAGGGUCACUACAGAAUGCUCAAGGCCCUGAAACACAAAAAAAUUCUGCAAAUAGAGGAAUCGCUGAGAGCUCAAAAAGUGGUACAUAUAAUUUCUACAUACUGCAUAUUUGCUUUAGGUGUACUGAUUUGUCUAUGAAUGCUUUGGGACGCAGAAAAAUGCUUCCGGAUGGUACGAAAAACUAGAUCGUCUUUUAGCUGCUCUUGAGAAAAAAAAUAAAAAAUAAAAAAUCAUCCAUGGGAAUUGAAAUAUCAAUGUCAUCCAUCUGGGAAUAAUGGCUCCUGCAAUUUGUCUUCAUACUGAACGUGUAGGCUACUGUUGCCCCAUAGGAUCAUAUAGGACCUCGAAAACUGAAUAAAUUAGGGAUGAUGAAAGAAACAUUUGCAUACAGUCUCAACUGCAGUUGUGGAAACGAACUCCGAAGCCCUCUAAAAUCUAAAAUUAGACUUCAUAUAAAACCAGAAGAUAUAUAUGAAUGAUUUAGAUACGACUGAUAUAUUUGCCAAGAGAAAAAAAUUAUAACAAAUAGAGUCAGAUUAAAAAAAAAAUAAGAUAAAAUAAAACAUACAUUUUAUUUUAUGUGAUAAAAUGAACAGAAAUGACAUGAAUUUCUUAUUAACCAAAAACAGCAUGACAGCUUCACCACUUGUGAGCUGAAGCGAAGUGUUCUGGAGUAGUUUUUAUCUGGUGCUUGCCCAGGUAUGAAAUCCUCCGGGGGCUUCUUCUUGGCAUCCUGCGCCGCAGCCCUACAGUGUGGGACCAAUAUGUUCUCCACUCACACUCACGAUCCUCUCGCGUGCCAAGUGUAUUUCAUGCUCCAGGAGUCGUAGUUCGGCCCUGCAGGCCUGCUGAAGCUGCUUGUUAUUCUAAGUGGCUGUGGGUAACAGUUGUUUCUGUCUGGCCCGGGAUCAGGAAUACGAUCAGAUUAGAGACAGACGGACAGAGGGAGGGAUGAGUACACCUGGAAAACAAACACAGGUCUGCCUAUUGAAGACUGAAUCCACCUGUCUCGCAAGCGAGCGUGUCUUACACAGAGGGCUUUAGUUUGCAGGUUUACGUUUCUUUCUUCACCAAAAUGAAAUCAAAGCAGGGCCGACAUUUAAGACUCACUCUCGAAUGUGGUAAGGUGCGAAAAACAUUUCUCAAAGGCUGCAACGUUAAUGCACACUUCAAGAGAGGAAGAGGUAGAUAAAAGUAGAUUAGACAAAGACAUUGAUGCAGAACCUCGUUUCACCUCAACAGCUGACUGAACCUCUCUACCUUGCCAGCAGCAAGUUCAUUAAGCACACCUUCAGGGCUGCAUUCAACAGAUACAUAUGAGACUGUUAUGAUGAACAAUAGUGACAGUUCUAUUGAUCCUAUUUGGCUUGUGACCUCAAUUUCCAAAAUAGACUUCUGGUUGAAAUAUUUUGUUAUUCCUGUCACAUGAAAGAAAAUAAACCUUGGACCAAUGUUACAUCUUGA
This is a messenger RNA of Acanthopagrus latus (yellowfin seabream), 5034 nucleotides long. It is a transcript of the gene nrn1la, whose product is annotated as neuritin 1-like a. The transcript has 3 exons. Bases 185 to 685 code for a protein of 166 amino acids. NCBI's taxonomy places the organism in Eukaryota, Metazoa, Chordata, Actinopteri, Spariformes, Sparidae. Gene Ontology annotation, biological process: neuron projection extension; nervous system development. Gene Ontology annotation, cellular component: plasma membrane. The record is from RefSeq and is a predicted model, not a curated record.